AUGCAACUCCGACACAAUUGUCUUGGUACAUGGUGCGGUAUGUGGCACUUCUUUGUGCUGGGUACCAGCGACUCUGGGAAACUUGCUGGAGACGUCAACCACCUUUGGCCGGGAAACGGCACUCACGAUGUUCCGUUUAUUAUAUCAUGGAAUGAAAAUGAUGCAUUAAAUGCCCGCAAUUAUGAUGCUGAGAGGAAAGGCAUCAUUAUAGCUAUCUCAGGCAUGUCAACCCUCUCAGUGGCUUUUGCAUCGAGUGCUUAUUCAGGAGAUUUGUCUGCCAUUUGUCAUCAUUUUGGAGUUUCUGAUGAGGCUGCGACACUGGGUUUAUCGCUUUAUGUCCUGGGAUUCGCGAUAGGGCCGCUACUAUGGGCCCCUCUGAGUGAGGCGUUUGGCAGGAGAAUCAUGUUCUUAACCACCUUCAGCCUUUUCACCAUCUUCAAUGUUGCGGCAGCCGUUUCAGCCAAUUUCGCUUCGCUGAUCAUUUUCAGAGCUUUGGCCGGAAUGUUCGGCGCUGCACCUCUUACUAACUCUGGAGAGGUUGUGGCUGAUCUAUACGAUGCGGAAACGAGAGGACUUGCCGCGGUCUUUUACUCAUGCGCCACCUUCCUCGGGCCUGUCCUCGGUCCCAUCGCAGGGGGAUUCCUUGGGGAGACUCAAGGCUGGAGAUGGAUCGAGGGCUUGCUGUCAUUUUACUCGGGAAUUAUGUUAAUCCUCGGUAUCGUUGCUGUUCCCGAAACCUUCAGCAUCGUUCUUCUUCGGCGAAGAGCCGCUAUGCUCUCGAUGCAGACGGGAAAAUUCUAUGUUACAAUUGAUCAUCAUCGCAACCCUCCAGGGUCUCUAAUGAAGAGAUUCCAGGAAGCGACGAGCCGUCCUUUGCGCCUGCUCUCCAAAGAGCCUUUAGUUAUUCAAGUCCGCGGAUGGAGCCCAGGUGUUGCUGACCUUCCAUUCAUUUCCAUUGCAAUAGGCAUGUUUUUUGCAACAGCUUUUAUGGUCUUCAUCAACCGUCAAUACGCAAGAAGAUUUAGAGCAUCCCAGAGCGGCCAGCGCCCCCCGGAAGCACGCCUGCUUUCGGCCCAAGUUGGGGCAGUUUUCAUUCCCAGCGGUCUCUUUCUAUUUGCAUGGACUAAUUCUCCCUCGGUGCAUUGGGCUGUUUGUAUGGUGGGUAUCGCUAUGUUUGGAUGUGGCAAUAUCUGUGUCUCAUUAGCAUUGGUCAACUAUCUCAUCGAUACCUAUGUGGCCUAUUCGGCCUCAGCUCUUGCCGCUGCGACGGUAAUGCGAUCACUUUGUGGGGCGGUGUUUCCGCUUUUCACAACGUAUAUUGUACCGGGCUUUCUGUCCCUGGCUUGCCUUCCAGCUGCAUUCUUAUUGUCCAGGUAUGGACCCCAGAUACGCCAACGUUCCAAGUUUGCUAUCGCGAUGAGCGAGGAAAGGUAG
This is a messenger RNA of Aspergillus costaricaensis CBS 115574, 1434 nucleotides long. RefSeq names its product MFS transporter. The transcript is spliced from 3 exons. Gene Ontology annotation, molecular function: transmembrane transporter activity. Gene Ontology annotation, biological process: transmembrane transport. Bases 1 to 1434 code for a protein of 477 amino acids. The record is from RefSeq and is a predicted model, not a curated record. Lineage: Eukaryota; Fungi; Ascomycota; Eurotiomycetes; Eurotiales; Aspergillaceae.